CCGCUCUUUAGAAUGACGAUUGAUUUAUCGAAGAAAUAUUUUGAUAUAAAAAUUUUGCUUUAAAAGCCAUAUUAAUGAAAUUCCAUGUUAUUAUUUUAACUUUGUAUAACUUGAAAAGUGUAUAGCCGAAUUAAAAGGUAAAUAACAAAAAAAAAAAAAUACUCAAGUGUAUGUACAUUCGUGUGAUAAUACACUCAAGUUUAAGAAUAAUGAGGAAGUAUGAGUAAUUAAAGGUUAAAGAUGUACCUAGAAAAAGUUUAAAAGUGCUCAAAGGUAAAAAUGUCUUGUAACAAUUGUCACUUAUUGUCAUAUUAGCAUUACUAAAAAACGGGCUACUAAACAUAAGUAAUUGUUAAAUUAUACCUAAUAAUAGAGGUAACCGUAUUGUCGACAGUAGCCUCUUCUCCUCUAUUUAUAAAUAAUGUUUUAAGAUAUUAAUACGUUUAUAAUUAAUUCAGGGCAUUAUAAGACUGUAUAUAAGACAGUCUUAAAUAUAAGAAUCAAUUAUAAAUAUCGGAUCUCAAUCUUCUCUUCCAUAUUAUAUUGCUUAAAAUAUGAAAAGUAAAUAAAAUAAAUAUUAAUUUCAUUCUUUACUUAAUAAAUAAAUAAAUUGUCCAAUUUUAUAGGUCCAUCUGAAAAUAAAAAUAAAUGUAUAAAUAGUAACAUGCUUUGCGCGAACCGAAUAUUCUAUUAUUCCAAAUAUUUUGCAGUUGUGUAUGAUAAUUAAAUAGUAUUAAUAAAUAAGUAGUUUGAAUAGUGUUACUAAACCUAAAGAAUAGUUUACUAAUUAAGUAUGUACAAAUCCUCAAAUGAUGAAAAAUUAUUCUAUUGUUUAACAGUCAUUAAAAAUAACAGGAAAUGUUUAAAAUACUUCAAGAACUAAUACGAUUUUUAUUUUUUUUCACAACUAAAAAUACAAAGAACUUAUACAAAGUUAUUAUUUUUUUAAUGUUAUAAUUACUUAAAUAUUAAAAAUCUUAGUAACAAUUUUAUUGCUAUCUUGAACUUUAUCACAUAUCUUUUAAACUUUUAUCUAAUUGUAAGUAUCAGUAGGAUUAAAAAAAUUGUAGAAAGAUAAAAAUUGUUUCGGUACAAAGAAAGAAAAAUUUUGAAAAUAUAUAAUUUUUUUUAAAUAGGGGAGACCGAGGUUAUUCAGAAUACUUUUUUUUGCGUUUCCUGGGUUUUGUAUUCAUUAAAAAAAAAGUUGGACGGUUUUAAAGGUUGAACCUUUCUCUUCACAAUGCCCUUAUAAAUAGAAGACGGAAUGUAUUUGCUUUGAACUACAUAUAAAAACAUUGUCCAGUGCUAAGUGUUUUGAAUAGCCCUGAGCCCGGAGUAAUUUGAAGCUAGUCCGGGAAUAUUCUGAAAUUUAUGUUUUAAGAUGAAAAAAUGUAAAAAAGCUGUUGAUAAGACUUUGUUUCAUUCAGAAAAGGAUAUAUAAUAUUAUGAAGAAAUGUUUACAUAUAAUAAAAGAAUACAAACACAUUAAAGAAUUUUAUUUCUUUAGCGUUUUUGGAACAAAUCAGGGACUUCGUAUUUCAUGUAAUUACAUGUGUUGAGUAUUAAAUUGUGUAUUUUGUUACAUAGAACGCGAAUAUGAAAGAAAAAAAUUGUCCGAACGACGAUUCGAUGUUUGGUGUUUCGAAUAGCCCUGACGUUAACUGUGCGCAUUAUUGUGUAUCUACAAAAGUAAACAUCACACAGCAAAAAGUAAACUUGAAAUGUUUUAAAUGCAUUCAACUGGACACGAUACAUUCAAUGUUUUCAAAAAGAAUUUUAUAUAUUUUACUUAAAUUUUGAAGAAAUAUUGACUGUCGAAGAUUACUUCGAUUGUCGCAAAAACACAUUUUUCACUGCUACUACUUCAAUAUGACGCCGUUGCCAACAAAACUUUGUUAAGAAGAAAGAUAGAAGAGAUAGUGGAGGCAACGGGGAUGAGUGCGAGAGUAGAAGGGAUGAGGAGGAUAGGGAAUAAAAAUAAGAGGGGGAGGCCACAUUGUAUGGGUAAGAUUUGCGAGUGUGAGAGAGAAAAUAGAUGUGAUGAAGGGAAAAGUGUAAUUAAAAGUAGCCCCGGGUUCGACCUACUGGAUUACGGCAUCUUGAGAUGUCUGCCGGAGUCGGCUCUGGAAUUGUUCAGGGAUAGUUAUAAUAAAAUAUUUGAGGACGGCUUGUUCCCAUCAAUCUGGAAAAAAUAUAUAAUAAUUUUGAUAUCAAAAAAGGCCAAAAAAGGCAAAAAUUGCCAAAAAAAGGCAAAAAUGAUUUUAGACUAAUAGCACUUGAAUCCUGUACUUUGUCGAACUAGAUGCAAUAAUUCCAAGUUGUCAAUACGCUUUCCGAAAGGAGAAAUCAUGCGAUAAUUGUCUGGCCUUAUUAAAUUUAGAAAUCUACAGAGCUUUUUUGAAUAGGAAAAUUAUGGAGGGGGGGGGGGUAGAUAUCAAAACUGCAUACGAUAACAUAGACGUCUGUCAGUUUUUUAGUAUGAUAAAUAAUUUGAAAAUUCCAUUGGGUUACAAAUAUUUUAUUAAAAACUUUUUGGAACCAAGAAAUGUUGAAUUUUUUGAAAACGGUAAUUUUAAAGGAAACAGGAUUAUAUAUAAGGGAGUAUCACAGGGAGCUGUUCUUAGCCCCCUACUCUUUAACAUUUAUGUAGCGGACAUUUUCAUUCAUAUACCACACAAUUGCAAAAUUAUUUAAUUUGCCAACGACGUGGUCAUACUCACAACAGACGGCAACUUAAAUAGGAUAAAUAAUCCAGAGAGCUUUUUCUGAAAUUAAUACGUGGUUAGAAUUCCGAGGAUUAGAAAUCUUUGUGGAAAAAACUCAAAUCUGCUAUUUUCAUUGGAAGAAGAAAUUUAAUGAAACUAAUACCAUUCAAAUUAAUAACAAAAAUAUUAUUAUUUUAAAUAAAAUAAGAUAUUUGAGGGUCGUCUUUGACAAAGGUGGAAAGACCACCUAGCGGCAGUUAAAAAUAAAACAUAUUGUUUCCAAAAUAUCCUAAAAUGGAUUACCGGUAGAAGCUGGGGAGGGAGGGGGAGGGAGUAAUUGCCCAGGCUAGCUUUGAUUUUAUAAAUGCUACCAUCACGGCAUAAAUUGGAUGGGAGGCAAUAUGAUACAAGAGCUUUGCUAAUUUCUAUUUAAAUUUAAUAGAUAAAAUCCUUGCAUCUAAUUUUAAAAGAGUUUUAGAUCUCCCUAAUUUGCAUCAAAUAAUGUAAGUUGGAUUUUGUCCAAACAGAAAACGUCUGCCAGAACAAUAACAACAGACUGUGACAAAUUUAUUCUUAAAGUCUUCUAGCUAAAAAAUUUUGAAUUAAUAAAUAAAAUUAAGAACAAGUAUAAUCUUAGUAUGGGAAGAAAAUUAAAUGCAAGAAAUAUCCCCUUUAUCAUUAAAAGAUGGGAAACAAUUAAAAAAUUUUUUCCACACGUACAAAUGGAACAUCCAUCCGCCCCCCGGCGGGCGGAUCUCGAUAGCGCACGGUGCGAUAGCUUACGUCCCGAUAGCACACGUCAAAUUUAAAAUAAUUCCCGACAACCCACGUCUUUUUAGCACACAUCCCGAUAACCCACAAAGUAAAACGCGCACCUGCCCGAUAACAUACGUCUCGAUAGCACACGUCAAAUUUAAAAUAAUUCCCGAUAACCCACGUAUCUUUAGUUUACGUGCCGAUAACCCACGAAGAAAAACGUACGUCUGGUCGAUGACGCACGUCUCGAUAGCCCACGUCUCUUUAUCGUACGUCUCGAUAGCCUACGUCUCUAUGGUGCACGUCUUGAUAGCCCACGUCUCUAUUGGGAAAUUCGAUGUGUCACUACGCUACCUAGCGGGAGAAAUCCGAAUUAGCACUAGUAGGUAGCUCUGUCGUGUUUAUAUAGCAAUCAGCCGAAUUUAAAUACAAAUUGCAAUAUAGAAUAAGUUAUGGAGUUUUUACCGCGAAAAAAUAAAAGCAAUAUUUUUUUGUUGUGUCUUUGGUUGCACUAGUCAAGCUCGCAGAAAUGACACUGUUAGAUUUUUUCAUUUUCUUGAAGAAGGCAAAAAUCUCGUUAAAUUCAUAAAUAAGUUUAAUACAGAGGAAGCAAUUGAUCGUCGAACAGCGUGGAUUAAAGUAUUAAAAAUGGGAAAAAAGGUUUCUGCUUCUAUGAGAGUGUGCUCUCUUCAUUUUACAAAAGAAGACUUCAUACCAUCACAAGGUAAAAAUCAUAUACGUCAUUUAAAGAAAACAAGCAUUCCAUCGCUUAAUUUACCAAUUGGAUCAACGAGAAAAAUUAGUCCGCAAAGAAAAAUUCAAGCAAAAUGCAGAGAAGAAAGAUGGCAUAAAAGAUCUUGUGUAAAACAAUUAUCAGUAGAAAAUAUUUGUGAUGUACCUGAAAAAGAAAUUGUAAUGCAAACUACUGUUUCUGAUAAAACAACUGAUCAAAAUGUAAUUGAAAAAGCAUUGCCUGCAAUUAGAAUAAUUGAUGAACAUGGAUGUCUUGCAGAAGUUGUGGAAGAAAAUGUCAAAACUUCCUUAACAAAUAAGGAUAUAGGAAUACAAGUUCAAAGUGAUAAUAUUUUUGUAAAAUUUUCAAGUAUUAUUAUUUCUGAUACUGAAUUAAGUACAUUAACUGGCAUUUAUAGUUUUAGUUUGCUCAAUACAAUUGAAACUCUUGUAAAAACUACAUACAAGGAAACACCUACUGCAAAUACAAAAACGGAUAUACGAGAAACAAUAAUAAUGACUUUUAUGAAAUUGAAACAAAAUAUGUCUUAUGCUUUGCUAUCAAUUUUAUUUAAAUGCAAACCAAACACUUGCAAAGAAAAAAUAUUUCAAAUGCUUGACAUUUUAUAUAUUUGUUUAAAGCCAGCUAUUUUGUGGCCAAACAAAGACAAUAUUUUAAAGAAUAUUUCGCUAUGUUUUAUGGGGUUUGAAGAUGUUCGAGUCGUAGUUGAUUGUACUGAAAUUAAAAUUCAAAAGCCAAAGGAUUUAUGUUGUCAGAUUGCAACUUUUUCGCGUUACAAAAGUAAUUACACAAUUAAAUUUAUGACUGGUGUAACACCAGCUGGUUUAAUUUUAUUUGUGAGCAAAUGUUAUGGAGGACGUGCUUUUGACAAGGCAAUAUUCGAGCAAAGUAAAAUCAUACAGAAAUUAAAUAAAAAAGACGCAAUCAUGAGAGAUAAAGGAUUUCCAAUUGACGAUAUUUGUAAAUUAAAUGAUAUAAAACUUAUUAGACCUCCUUUUCUAAAAGAUAAAAAACAAUUUUCAAAAACAGAUGCAAUAUUAACCCGUAAUAUUGCCACAGCACGAGUGCAUAUUGAAAGAAGCAAUCAAAGGUUAAAAACUUUCCAAGUCUUAGGAUCUACAAUGCCUGCGUGUCUUAUAAGUAAAGCUGAUGAAAUUUUUAAUAUUAUUUGUGCUGUUGUAAAUUUGAGUGCUCCAAUAAUUAAAGAUGAUAAAUUUUGUUCACAACACAAAGCAAAAUAAAAAUAUAGUAUCUUAA
This is a messenger RNA of Solenopsis invicta (red fire ant), 5472 nucleotides long. RefSeq lists its product as uncharacterized. The transcript has 2 exons. The record is from RefSeq and is a predicted model, not a curated record. Lineage: Eukaryota; Metazoa; Arthropoda; Insecta; Hymenoptera; Formicidae. The coding region runs from base 4110 to 5456 and encodes 448 amino acids.